Dioscorea cayenensis subsp. rotundata (Guinea yam) is the source of this 2978-nucleotide messenger RNA. RefSeq lists its product as uncharacterized. The record is from RefSeq and is a predicted model, not a curated record. The transcript is spliced from 5 exons. Bases 717 to 2666 code for a protein of 649 amino acids. Gene Ontology annotation, cellular component: cytoplasm. Gene Ontology annotation, molecular function: protein kinase binding. Lineage: Eukaryota; Viridiplantae; Streptophyta; Magnoliopsida; Dioscoreales; Dioscoreaceae.
UCUUCCAUUGUAGAGAGAGAGAUAGAGAGCCACCCGCGUGGCAAGCGCGUCUGAAGGCUCGCCUAUUUCCAGGCACUUCCACGUUGUUCUCUGCAAUCCUCUUUCUCUUCUCCUGCUCUUCCUCUCGGUCACCAACUACUACCACUUGCUUCUUUCUCUUUCUUUCUCUAAGAAGAGGUCUGGUGGUCAGAGAAGUCAGUUAAGAGAGGAUGGAGAGAUAAAGUUCUGUGCUUGUGUCUCCCGCCAGCUUGAGUUUUUCUUUUUUGGCUCUCUCUUUUGUUGAGUGGAGUUUGCUUGGCGUUGUCUUUUAUUUCUCUGAUUUUCAGGUUUAAUAUCAAGACGGAUUCAUUAAAGAUCUCUGCUGAUAUUUUAGCUAUUUUCCAAUCACUCUGGCCGACCCUCAAGCAGCAUCAUCUCGCACCUUGAGAGAGGUGUGGGUUCAAGAGGAUGCUUGUGUUCCUCUCUUUUCAACUCCAAUCUCUGCACUUUUGUAUGUCUGGCUUCUCUUCCGCAUGGUAAAAGGAUCUCCGAUUGACAAUGGCUAGCCCUUAAUUAUUUGCUAAUGAAAAAGUCCUUUUUUAAGUAGACCAUUUAUACCAUUAUUUUCAAUUCCAUAUUCCCCUUUACGUUUUUAGUGUUGCAAAGAAGAUUGGUGUGUAGUAUAGAACUCUAUCUAGUGAUCUUAUAUUGUUUGUGAGUGGUAAUCCUACCGCAAGAUGGCAAGGUUUAAUUGCUUCUCUUCGUUGCUGGUCGGCAAGAAGAAGAAAUCAAAGGAAUCUCCGAAAUCUGUGAGUGCUAAGCAUGUGAGCAGUCACGGAGGAAAUCCGACUGUGAAGCCAGAGGAAUUGAUCAAUCAAUCGUAUGGAAAGGAAGAAAAGGAGGUUGCUUUGGAUAUCUUGAUGUCAUUCAAAACCGAUGAAAGGAGUUCUCCUUUGUGUGUUAAAGCGGUGCAUGAUGAGAAAUUGUCUCGAGCUGAGACACCAGCAGAGGCGGCUUAUGAAGGCGGUGAUGAGCACGAUGAUAUGGUGUCAAUGAAGAGGGAUUACUCUGACUUGGAUCUCCAAGCUCUUGAUGCAGGCAAAGGUGAACUCAAGUCGCAUGAUUUGAAUAACUAUGAAUUGGAGAACAAGUCUGAGAGGGAGGAAGAAGGAAUUACUCCUGAAUUAGCUAUGCAAAGCGGCCAUGCAAGUGAUCCUGGCAUGGGUAGAACAACUGCAUUCUGGGGCUCUCCAAGGUUGAAACGGUCGUGCUCCAACAUUGAGACUAAGCGAAAUACCCAAUUACCAGCAUCUCCAUUGAAGUCUCAGUCCUACAAUGAUCUUCAGAACUUGGCAGGGAAUGCAAAUGGAGAUCUCCUGAAUGGAAUGCCAAGCAGCCCAUUGUCUGCUAUGACUAACUGCAGUGCAGAUAGGGUGAUGCUAAAGAAGCGGUCUUCAAGCCAGGUUCUACCUUCAAGAAGCCGGAAACUAUGGUGGAAGCUCUUUCUAUGGAGCCACAGAAAUUUGCACAGGCCUCGGAAUUCUAAGCCUCAGAGGCUACUCUCUACUAAGCAUGCUGGAAAUAAAAAAGGUGGCUAUUUUUCUGAUACACUCGAACCAAAUUGUGCUCCCGACACGAAGAACAAGAGGCCAAUGGAGGAAAAGGGAAACAACAACAGAGCUGAUAUGUGGCCUCAGAACCAGUGGGUAGCUUUCUCUGCGGGAUCCUCGCCUCUAGAUAGAGUUAAUGCUUGGGUGAACAGUCUUGAAUCAAGCCCAUUUUGCCCAAUCGAUGAUGAUGAAAUCGAUGAAGGAGAAACAUCAGGCUCUGUACCAUUACUGAACUCUUCUGAGAUUGGUGAGUCAUCAGGGAAGAACCACUCCUACACAGGGAAGCGAUUCGUCGAGGAAUUCGUGCAGGCUAACAACAUCAUCCAAUCUUUGAACCCACUUUCUUCAGUGGCUCACAUCUCUGGAAUGGGCUUGAAGGUUAUUCCCUCUAUUUCAGCCUUCUCCAGCCUUCGUGCUGUGAAUCUUUCUGGCAACUUUAUAGUUCACAUUACUCCUGGCAUGCUGCCGAAGAGCCUCCAUGCACUAGACCUGUCUCGCAACAAGAUUGCAACCAUUGAGGGACUCAGAGAGCUGACAAGGUUGCGAGUUCUCAAUCUCAGUUAUAACCGGAUUUCUCGCAUUGGCCAUGGACUAUCUAAUUGCACUCUCAUCAAAGAACUGUAUCUCACCGGAAACAAGAUCAGUGAUGUGGAGGGACUUCAUCGGCUUUUGAAACUCUCUGUACUAGACCUGAGCUUCAACAAAAUAACAACAGCCAAGUCCCUAGGCCAGCUUGUGGCCAACUACAACUCCCUUCUGGCCCUCAACCUGCUUGGCAAUCCAAUACAAAGCAACAUAGGGGAUGACCAGCUUCGGAAAGCUGUCACCGGCCUCCUCCCAAACCUUACUUACCUAAACAAGCAACCCAUAAAACCUCAGAGAGUAAGAGAGGUAGCUACUGACAGCGUCGCAAGGGCUGCCCUUGGCAAUAGCGGCUGGAACUCUCGUCGGAGGUCUGCCAGACGGGCAAGCCAAGGCUCAGCAUCUUUGAUCAGAGGUGCAAGCAGCAGCAUCAGUGGGCAGAAGAGCAACAAACACAGAUCAAAGAGCAGACAUGGAUCAUCAUCAAGGAAGUAAGUUCGCAUGCGUGAAAUCGAACCAAUGGGCUUGGAUACAUGUCCUGUUAUUAUGAUUAUUCUGAACAACAUAUUGAUCGAUAUGGUGUGAAUUUGGACGGUUUGUUAAUUGAUAUCAUAUUGAUUAUUAGAUGAAUCGAUCUAGAAUUUCUAGUCUUGGAUUAGAUUUUGAAGAGUCUUUUCCAUAAGAGCAAUCAAAUGAUAUCACUUGAAGGUGUUGUUUGAUCUCUUUUCAGUGACAUUGUUGUAAUUAUUGUUUCACAGUUGUUUGUGAGCUUCUGUACAAAAUUUUAUUGGUUUGCUCUUGAUGUUA